Molecule: messenger RNA, 4886 nt
Organism: Sciurus carolinensis (gray squirrel)
Lineage: Eukaryota; Metazoa; Chordata; Mammalia; Rodentia; Sciuridae
Gene: Tfdp2
Product: transcription factor Dp-2
Exons: 15
Coding region: 604-1947 (447 amino acids)
Biological process (GO): regulation of cell cycle; regulation of transcription by RNA polymerase II
Cellular component (GO): transcription regulator complex; nucleus
Molecular function (GO): RNA polymerase II transcription regulatory region sequence-specific DNA binding; DNA-binding transcription factor activity, RNA polymerase II-specific
Source: RefSeq, a predicted model, not a curated record
GCGGGGCAGUAGCUCUGUCGGGUGAGGGCGGACGGAGUCGGCAGGACCUCGGCGGUGCAGCCGUCGCUGCCUGGCACCCGGGGCGCGCCCUGACCCUUUCUCUUUGGGGAGGCUCGAGGGCGCGCGCACGGUUGGGGCCUCGAACUCCCGGGCCUCGACUCGGCAGGCCACGGAUUUCCCCGACUGCCGCCAAGUGCGGGCGCCAGAGAAGCGGCGGCGCCAGAAGACGUGCCUGAGGCUCUGCCUGGCCGGCUCGCGUGGCUGCCUGGUCCUGUGCACCCGAGCGGCGAGAUGGACCACAAUCUGACAAUCAUACAGAUAAUUACAUCAUGACAACCUGAUGUGUACUGUGAAAGGAGAUCAUAGGAGAGUGAUACGUAGAGACUUCUGGCCUCAUCUGGGGAGUGGAAGAAGGAUGAUUUCUUUGAGGAAGUGACAUUUGAGAAGAGAUUUGAAGGAAGACUUUACCAGAUAAAGAAAUUGAGACACAGAGACAUUAAGGAAUUCUUUUAAAGAAUUAAUUGAAGAUGAAGGUUUAUUGUUUUUGAUUUUUGUGGUUUUUUUUAAUGGCUUUACAGAAUCUUAAAUAGAAUACAGUUUGACAUGACGGCAAAAAAUGUUGGUUUGUCUUCCACAAAUACAGAACUAAGAGGAUUUAUAGAUCAGAAUCUCAGUCCAACAAAAGGUAACAUAUCAUUUGUUGCAUUUCCAGUUUCCAGCGCCAACUCACCAACAAAAAUUUUACCAAAAACCUUAGGACCAAUAAAUGUGAAUGUUGGACCCCAAAUGAUUAUAAGCACACCACAGAGACUAACCAGUUCAGGAAGUGUUCUGAUUGGGAGUCCAUAUACCCCUGCACCAGCAAUGGUCACUCAGACUCACAUAGCAGAAGCUACUGGCUGGGUCCCCAGUGAUAGAAAACGGGCUAGAGAAUUUAUAGACUCUGAUUUUUCAGAAAGUAAACGAAGCAAAAAAGGAGAUAAAAACGGAAAAGGCUUGAGACAUUUUUCUAUGAAAGUUUGUGAGAAAGUUCAACGGAAAGGUACAACAUCAUAUAAUGAAGUAGCUGAUGAACUGGUCUCCGAGUUCACCAAUUCAAAUAACCAUUUGGCCGCCGAUUCGCAGGCUUAUGAUCAGAAGAACAUUAGGCGAAGAGUUUAUGAUGCUUUAAAUGUGUUAAUGGCAAUGAACAUAAUCUCAAAGGAAAAAAAAGAGAUCAAGUGGAUUGGCCUGCCUACCAAUUCUGCUCAGGAAUGUCAAAACCUGGAGAUAGAAAAGCAGAGGCGAAUAGAACGUAUAAAGCAGAAGCGGGCCCAGUUACAAGAACUUCUCCUACAGCAAAUUGCUUUCAAAAACCUAGUACAAAGAAAUCGGCAAAAUGAACAGCAAAACCAGGGCCCUCCAGCUCUGAACUCCACGAUUCAGCUGCCAUUUAUAAUCAUCAACACAAGCAGAAAAACAGUCAUAGAUUGCAGCAUCUCCAGUGACAAAUUUGAAUACCUCUUUAACUUUGACAACACCUUUGAGAUCCACGAUGACAUAGAAGUACUGAAGCGGAUGGGAAUGUCCUUUGGUCUGGAGUCGGGCAAAUGCUCUCUGGAGGACCUGAAACUGGCUAAAUCGCUGGUGCCAAAGGCUUUAGAAGGUUACAUCACAGAUAUCUCCACCGGGCCUUCCUGGUUAAACCAGGGACUGCUUUUGAACUCUACCCAAGCAGUUUCAAAUUUAGACCUGCCCACCGGCGCCACCCUUCCCCAGUCAAGUGUAAACCCAGGGUUGUGCUUGGAUGCUGAAGUGGCCUUAGCAACGGGGCAGUUCCUCGCCCCAGACAGUCACCAGUCCAGCAGCGCGGCCUCUCACUGCUCCGAGUCCCGCGGAGAGACGCCCUGCUCCUUCAAUGACGAAGACGAGGAAGAGGACGAGGAGGAUUCCUCCUCCCCGGAAUAAAGACGGGAGAAAACUCACGUUUUCACGUUGGAUGCUCAUGUGUGUUUCAGUGUGAGCUCUUGUUUUUGAGGUGAUUGCUUCGGUCUUUGCCUUUGCACUGUGUUCAGUGAAAACUAGAGAAACACAAUCAGCAAAUCACACGAAGGCUGAGAUGAUUGACGUGAAAGUUAACAUAGCGUGGACGACACUGGCCGGCAGAGCCCUAGAUGGCACCGCGGACAGAGCGCAUCUUCUGAGGAGGGGAGCCAUCCCUGAAGAACGGGCGUGGGAAGGAGCGGUCUGCAGGAGGCGGGCUCUGCGUCGCCCCGUGUAGUCAUUUUAGAAUUGAGAUCCUGCCAGGAGCAGCCCUCGGUGAUGAUCGUGUUUCUCCCGUUCCUGGGCUGCCUUGGACAGGCAUCCAGGAGCACGGAAGUCCCCGUGAGGUGUUCAGCAGGGGUGUAGAUGGCAGUCCUGGUGACUCAGGAGCACAGAUUAACUGCUGAACGAGUUGGGAGUGUAGUUGAGGUGCUUUACGCAUCUGCUGCCUUAGACAGCUUCUAGAAAGGAGCGAGCGCUCAUUCCCAAGUACUUAAAUGACAUUUAGAAUAAUUUAUAGUAAAACUGAAAUCACCAUUAGCCAAUGCGUCGGUGCAUAGAUUUCCUAGGCUCCUUCUGGAAGCCAACUAGAAUAGCGUCUCCAUGUGCGUUAACCACUCUGCAGCACUGCCUUUGGCCAGCAUUCUAAAUCUGGAGUUCCACAGAGAAGGAAACUAUUGUUUUAAUCAAAGCUGUGCAUUUCAUACAGCUUUUUCAUUCACAGUGAAACAAAGCAGCAAAUUCCUGUGACCAAGUUGCUUGCCUCCGCUCUCUGCAGUAAGUGUAUGAUUUCACUCAGUGUGCAAUUUGUGAAAAUGAACCAAAUGUCAUUACUUUUGCCUUGAAAGAAAAGUCUGUUUCAAGAAUAUGAACAACGUUUUCUUGUACAUGUUACCUUUUUCAUAUUUUAAUUAAUCAAAAUGACCUUACUAGAUUUAUUCCUGGGUAAUUUGCACUGCAGGCUAACCCAGUAUUUCUGUGCAGAUGUCGAGCUGCAGUUGUCGGGCGCAUGGUCGUGGGGCGGGUGCAUGGCAGUGGGGAGCGCAGCGUGGGAUUCUGUAGCCAGAGGUGCGGCUGGGGUGCCGCCUCGGUGCACAGCUGCCUCCUCUGGGAGGAGUGUGGGACAUCCGCCUCCAAGGCCAUACCCCAGCCUGGUUACGCACGGAGCAAAGAACAAUAGAACUAACUCUUGAGUCACAGGGAAUUGUCUGAUGUUGUGCACCUAGCAUCCCUCGGCCAGCACCAGAUGGGGCCCAAACUGGCUCUUUCCUCAAUCCCAGAGGGCAGGGGCGGGCUCCCAAGAGGCCUUUCUAAAGCUCUGCUACCAAGCUCACAUGCGCGGAGCCGAGAGCUGUGGCUGGCUAGUUUUUUAUAAGACCAUAAACACUGAUAAACAAGAACACCCAGCUUUAACUUUGGCCCCUCUAGACAGCUCUCAUUCUGCCAGAACUAAGCCAAAGUGCAAGCCCAGAUUAUCCAAGGGGCAGGAGACAUUGGCAGCUUCCGCCUUGGCGUGAGCGGGACAGCACGGCUCUUGUCGUCAGGUCGGUAGCAUCCAGAGUGCCACCAGGCCUGCAGAUGCCACUUCUGACUGGAAGACCUUUACUUGACAGAUCAGUGACAUGGGGUUUCCCUCCAAAACGUCCUUUGAGGGGCUGCCUCAUUCCUUUGCCCAAUAGUAACAUCCUUGCUAGAGUCCUUGAGAAACUGUUUCCUUCUCUUCUGUCUCAGCUGCAGAAGCGCUUUAAUUCAUAUAGCAUGGGCUUAAAAAGGGCAGCCAAAGACUGUUGUCCUCAUUGUGCCGCCACUGGCCGUCCUAGCCAAUGCUGGCAGGGAAGGUCCCGGUUCUGCUCCUCAGGGAUGUGUUUGUGGCACUGCUGAGGACAUGGCGCGGAGCGGCGCCAUGGGACUAGUAAAUGCUGACGUUGGAAAGGCCAGCCUGUUCCUCUGUACUGCUCCUGACCACGCCAUCUGGGCCCAAAUGUCAUUGCUGAGUCACAGUUCCAUACCAGAAUCAGCGAAAAGAUGUCAGGAAAUAGUGGUCACAACAUCCAGUCCUCUGCGGGAGUGGCACCCGGGGGUACGAGCAUGCACCCAGACCACCCUUUGCGGGUGCUGGCCACAUUCUGCUUUGGGGGAGCUUGUGAGGCUCCCCCGACCCUGAGGGUCACUGUCUUCUCAAGGUGCAGCAACAUUCAGUCAGUAACUGGCUCUGGGACCUGCUUAUUGGAAGGAGCGUCACUGCCUCACCCAUCCCCACUCUAGUCCGUGUCCCAUCCAUGUGCUUUCCGUGUGGGGAAAGCGGUUUCAGGAAGUUGGUGUGUUGUAGCUUGUGACCUUGGAGGGCUUUGGGAGGGGGCAGGAAGGGGGGCCCACAGUGGUCCUCCAGCAUCAAAAGUGCCCCAGAAAAUGAGGGGUGGAGGCCACAAGUUCUGUGUUCUUCCGUUUGAGUCUUUAAAGCAGUUGGGGGGUUCCUGUGUAGUUUCUGUCAUUUCACCAGAAUGGAGGAGAGCGCCUCCCUUGGCAGAAUUGGUCGUGCUCAAUUCUGCUCAGCUCUGCCGUGUUUGAAAAACCCCUUCAGGUUCUGACCCCAAGAAGAAAGUGGCCUUGUCAGGUGAUUCAGAUGAGCGGCUUGGUGAAGGAGCCUCGGGGCUCCCGGACCUCUGUGAGCGGGCUGUGUGCUACGCCACAGCUCCUUCAGGCUUAGGUCACAGAGGAGCAGAGCACGUGGCUUAGGACCCUGGGACCCUGGGACGCUGGGUGGCCUCAGCCAUAGCCACAUCCAGAGGGCAGCCUGUCUUUAGAGUUUUCUAAAUGACCCGUUUCAAGGACUUCUGCGCGCAGCUCGCGCCCCUGACGAACAU